This is a messenger RNA of Recurvomyces mirabilis, 1314 nucleotides long. RefSeq lists its product as uncharacterized. Gene Ontology annotation, cellular component: nucleus. Gene Ontology annotation, molecular function: metal ion binding. The transcript has 3 exons. The coding region runs from base 1 to 1314 and encodes 437 amino acids. Lineage: Eukaryota; Fungi; Ascomycota; Dothideomycetes; Mycosphaerellales; Teratosphaeriaceae. The record is from RefSeq and is a predicted model, not a curated record.
AUGACCACCAACGAGCAGUUGCAGGCUCAAAUUGCCCUCAUCUCCAGCAAAAUCAACCAGGCUAAGCAGCAGCAACAACAGCAGCAGAGCUACUUUCAAGCACCAAAGUACGAGACCGGCCACCAACAGCAGUACUCAUCAUACCGCGGAUCUCCGAGAUGGGCCCCCUACGCCCGUGGUGGUCGUGGUGGCCUGCACAAGAACCGUACGCUCGUCGUUAAUGACGCUAACAGGACUCCGCCGCCAGAUACCGACCAGCCCUUCACAUCUGCCGCUUCGGGUCUUGUGUCCACACGUGGGACAACUCAUCAGCUAAUGACCAAGGGCACAUUCAAUCGCGAGCAGCAGGCACGCCUGGAGCUUCAAGGACAGCAACGCGAUGCCAAGCGGCGGAAGAGGCGAGCCUCGGAGCAGUCUAGAAUACUGCGCCACGUCCUCCCGAGCGGCAAUACUGCCAUGCGAGAGAUGGUCAUCGACGGAAUUCUAUUCCAGCUCACUCAAGAUGGUGGCAAGCUUGUUCGAGUCUCUGAUAUCGCCACCGCCGCUCUCGAGACUCCAAAGAGGACGAAGAUCGUUGGCGUCGACUUCUUCCGCACCAAGAACGGUAAUCUCGUUCGCGCCAGUACCUUACGACCAUCAGCUAGGUAUCAAACGCCGCAGACUCUUUGCUUUGAGCACUGCUUACCACCUAUGAUUAGGCCGACCGCGACCAAAGCCCGGUGCGAGAAUUUCACGAAACAUGGUACCUGUCCCUUUGGCUCGCAAUGCCACUUCGCGCAUGAUCCAAACAAAGUCGCCAUCUGCAAAGACUUCCUCAAAGGUGGCGCCUGCUCUCGUGGCGCGAACUGCGACAUGUCCCACGAGAUGACCUGCCAUCGCGUCUCCGCUUGCCAGUUCUUCUUACGCGGCAACUGCACGAACGCUGCAUGUCGCUAUCCUCAUUUUUCUGUCCCUCCAUCUGCACCUGUCUGCGCUCCAUUCGCCACUCUCGGCUAUUGUGCCAAGGGUCCCGACUGUGACAAGAGGCAUGUCCUUGAAUGUCCCAACUUUGCCAACAAAGGUCACUGUGCGAAUCACGACAAGGGCUUGUGCCUGUUGCCUCACCCCGACCGCGCCAGUAUCUUACGCAAAGCUGCUGAGCGGCAAGCGAAGAUGGGCGCGGAUGCUGAGUCCGACUUGUCUAGCGAUGAGGACGUCAAAGAUGAGGAGGAUAUAGAGGACAUUGACUCUGAGGGGGAAGAUGUCUUUCUGACAGGUACUGGUGAGAACAGCCAUGAGCUUUCUCAGCAGCAAGACUUCGUUGGCUUCAAUUGA